AACACUAACAUGCUUGCAGCACACGCACAGCAAGUCAACGGCUGUGUUUCCACUACACUCACGCGCAAACACAGCUACCUGAGACAAAACCACACGAUCCGGCGUCCCAUCUGGCUGUCUUGUCGCUGGCUUACCACUCCGGCCGUUUAUUGGCGUCUCUCGAUGGUGAUGCUGCCGCUCUCGAUGGCCAUGGUGUAUGGUGUGCUGAGCAGGUUGAACACGGCCAGCUGCGAGUGGAAGAGCCUUUGGACAGGCGACCUGACAGGCAGCAAUGCCAAAUGCGAUGGACGUUCUCUCUCCCUCUCUCUCUUCCUCUUGCUGCGUACCAAGGACAGCGAUGUGCACCUCGUCGACUGGCGGCAAGUCGUGCUUUGCCCACUUGACCAGGGGAUCCCUGCCGGGGAAUCCCCGCGGCCAAGGAUGGGAGUUGUCAGACAACAGAAUGCCCCGCACCGGGAUGUUGAUCUCCACAGAAAAUCGCCUUCCCUCCUGUCCGCCCAUCUGGCCCGUGAGCGCCUCCAGGAAGGUCACGGCUUUGCUUGGCGCUUCUCUGUCGUAGGGGUACACGGACGUCCCGAAACACAGGCGGCGGCACUUGGGCAUCGAAUUGGCGACUGUCUUGACGAGGCCGUCGAGCUGGGUCUCCCGGACGAAGUAAUUGCUGCAGCGGAAAGUGUCGGCGCGCGGGAAGAAGAUCAUGUUUGCGGCAGCAUCGGGAUCCGUCAAGCUGCCGGGCCCUGUGUGGUCGAAGCACACGCCGUCAGCGAGCGAGGCAGACUUACGAACGAUCUUCUGCACCUGAUUGCAUAGACACCGACAGUCAGACAAACAGCCAAGGGAAGAAUUCACGAGAUUGUUGGUCUGCAUCCAUUGUACGCCACCCAACCCACCUGACGUGACUCAUUCUUCAUCCACCCGAUGAGCUCCAGGUCCAUCUCGCGUCGACCUCUCCUGCCUGCUGCCGAGUCGACCUCGACCAGCUGCGGCUUCUGGAGGGCAUCUGGGUGCAUGACCUGCUCCGACAGCAGUGCCACCUCCCGCAACGCCGCCUUCUGCAUCGCGCCACCGAUGUUCCACGCGAUGGACAGCUCCCGAAGCGUCCUACGGCACCCACGGUCGAGCAGAGCUUGGCGUAAGCUGGCCAGGUGGUCCUCCAAGGCAGCGACACUGCUCCCGAUACGUGACUGCAGCUUGAGGGGGCCGAUCGACCUCAACCGGGCGAGGGAGUGGCCGGUGGGAAGCAUGCCGAGCACCUCAGUCUUCUCGUGGAUGCAGCCGUCACUAUCGAGGACCUCCAGGUGCUCACAUCCGCUCGCCCACUCGGCAAUAUGCUCCUCGGCCUCACAGCCGUGAUCCGUGAAGGUCAUGACGCGAAGCGAUGGCGUGCGCCACUGUCGGCGGCUGAGGAGGAAGCUCACUAUCGUGCAGGGCAGGCGCCGCAUCUCCUCGAGGUUGGACAGGUCGACGGGCGAGGGGGGAGGAUCGCCAGGCUGGACUGACGGGAUGUCGAAAAAACGACAUGGCCUUCCAUCGGUGUCUCCCUCGAAGCUGAGGACCUUGAUGGACGAAGCGGGAGACGACCCCUCCUGAAGCUCGCUCCGUGCUCUCCUGGCCUGCGCGUUCCCCUCAAUGACGGAGACCCAAAUCCAGUCACACCAGGUGGCGUGGAAGCUGCCGUUCUGGUCUUUGGGGCAGAUGACGUAGAUGUGUGUGAGGUUGAUCAUGCGCUGUCCCCAUCUGUGCGCCACCUGCGGCGGCAUCUUCUCCCAGAUGUGCCGCACGCCGCCCUUGUUCGAUCCGUCAAUGAUGAGGUGGGUGCAGUUGGCGGCCGCCCAGCUGAAGACGGUGUGGCCGAGGGCUGGUGCUAUGCGCGUCAGCUGCCAUGGCUGAUGGUAGCCGAACAGGGUCGCCAGCUCAUCGGGGGAGAGGCGAAGGGACGCCUGAUUGAUGCAAAAGCAGAGGAAUGGGACCAGAAGGAUGCAAAGAGGAUGGCGAAUGGAUUCUCUGUCUGUCUGAUCUCACCGGUUCGUUGCUGGUCGGCUGCUUCCCCGACACAUGGAUCAGUCGGAAUGCAGGCGCCGACGUGACAGCCUCUGCAUCAGCCACAGUGCCGUGAAACAUCAUCAGCACCACCCACAAACAACAGGACAAAUGGCAACUCUCUCUUCGUUGUGGUUGGUUUUUAUCACCUCUGCAGCACUCGGUUGAUCUGGCCGUGUUUCAGCUGCGGCAGCUGCAGCCUCAUUGGCGAGUGCAUGUACGGCCGCAUCGACCGCAGAUUCGGCAAGGGAGAGAUGACUGGCCGCCGAAAAGAGCCACGCACUACCACUACUCCGGUUCUCCGACCGUGCCUGACGAGGAUCAAGUCAAAGGGUCCACUGAUGAGAUGUAUGCCUUGCUUGUUCUCACCUUGACGUCCUCAUGCAGCCGCUGGAGGCCUUGAAGUAAGACACUGGCGUCGGCAGACAUCUGACGAACAGCGAAGACUGUCAGCUUUUUUCUUUUUGUAUCUUCUGAGCCCCACCUUGCCGAUGUUGAGGGAAGAACGAC
Messenger RNA from Vitrella brassicaformis, 2550 nucleotides. The record is from the annotation of a GenBank genome assembly. Lineage: Eukaryota; Vitrellaceae.